AUGGAUAUCGAAAACGACAACACAGUGGAUGUUCGCGAUACUGCUCCAUCCUGCGGAUGCAUGCCCGGAGGAAUAGGCGAAGUGGUGGUCAAAGAAUCCACGCCAGGGAUUGAUGGAGCGACGAUCGAAGAGCCGAGUCGCGAUGCAGAGCCUGUGAGCAUGACCAAGGUCUACCCAAACCCUCUCGAAUCAAAGUCGCCUGCUGCUGGCGAAUCUGAAGUGCCGCUCCCCUCGGACGAUGCCCUAGUAUCAGCAGGCUCAGAAAGAAAUAAUCCGCCUCGCGAAGAGCCCAAGCGUCAAGAUUCGUCGCAACAAGAAACCAAAUCGGCAUGGACCUUCCUGCUCGAUUCCGCCCAAGAAUAUGACCAGGACAAGAUAGGGAAGUGGAGGGGGGAAAUGGAUAACCUCCUCGUUUUUGCCGGCUUGUUCUCUGCCGUCGUGACCGGGUUCACCGUCGAGUCAAUGUCCUGGCUGCAGGAAGAUCCCACCGACACUACCAACAGGCUGCUCGUGCAAAUGUCCGCCCAGAUGGCUUCAUUUUCCGUGUCCCCAGGCUACAUCAACUCUACCGCCGCGCCUGCAUCGUCCCAGAUUCUUAGUUCAUCCACCUUCCAACCUGCUGGCAUUGACGUGACGAUCAACAUGCUGUGGUUUCUGAGUCUCACUCUCAGCCUCCUUGCAGCCUUCUUUGCCAUCGCCGUUCAGCAAUGGCUUCGCGCUCUCCCUCUCCCACAUCAUUUACCUGUGAUGGAAAGUAUCCAGCUCUGGGAAUGUCGCACUGAAGACCUCAUCCGAUGGCAGCUGCCGAACGUCAUCAUACUCCUACCCGUCACCUUGCAACUCUCCGUUGUCCUGUUUCUGGCGGGUCUGUACCACCUCCUCCGAACGCUUAGUCAUCCGAUGACGACUGCGUAUGCAGUAGUCGCUGGAGUGCCUUUUUGUCUCUACGCCCUCUCGCUCCCCCUGCCGCUUAUUAGGCCUCACUGCCCAUACAAGUCGCCGCUUGUCCCCUCUGUUGUAUUUUUCCUGCGAUGGUGCACGCUGUUCCUUCUUCUUCUUGCCAUUUUUCUGGUCCUCCUUCCUUCGAUCAUCAUUCAGAUCGUGGUUCUAGCAUGCAGGGGUCUGGCAGACAGCAAUAUCCACUUGAUUCGUAUCUAUCAAACAGCUGUCUGGGCAGUGGAUAUCCUCUUCCGGCAUUUCUACGAUGUUCUGGAAUCUGAUCGCGACUUCUGGACAAAGAGAGAGCACGCGCUCCUGCAGCUGUUGGCCUUGCUCCAAUGGCUGUCCUUCUAUUUUGAAACCAGACAGACCAACCUUGAGCUCGCUGACGACAGGUCACCGAUCGGCGUGAAUAUCCUGGCCAGAGUCAACCGCGCUUUUGCUGAGACAUAUACACAGCUUCUGCUCGACGUAUUGCCGGACGAGUGGCAUUCCCAAGACUGGGUGCGGUUUGAUCAGGAUGUGGCCCGUAUCCUCAUCCUACUGACGUGGAUAUACAAGGCCGACUUCGCUGGUUUUAACCUCCGACACAUCUUGUCACCUCUACUGAUCCAAGUCUGCGAAUCACAGAAGCUAGAAGUCAUUCAAAAAUUCACCGAUUAUGAUCAAGUUAGACAUCCUACAGUGUGUCUCUUUGUGGCCACUAUUCAAGAUCACUAUGUUUUCAGUACUACCGAAAUCGAACAGAUGAUCUCGCUGGCAACCCGGCGCAUCCCACAGCUGGUGGAAAUGAAUCAGCGGCUCGACGACGACUACAUUAUACACACUGUGGACAUGAUACUCGGAGCUGUUGCCGCGCCUCUGCACGUGCUUUCACGCGAUGGAGAUACCACAUACGACAAACCAGAAGGCCUUCAUCAUCUCCUGGAAGAAUUCGAUCACUUCCUCGUUGCCCAGCGCCAAGGUAUUCAAUAUAUGGCCAAGCUAUCGUUGGAGCAACCGGAGCAAGUUCUGAUGAUCACUCGCGGGGCAAUGAAGUCCGUUGUGGACUCUCUUCUGAAGCUGGCACAGCGCAGCUGGCUACCUGUCGAAGUUUCCGGACCACUUGUUCACAACCUCGUUCAGACUUGCAAGGAUCAGCGCGCACUCGAGGACACCAUGCCUUCCUUAGAUCGUUUGUCGGAACUAGUCUCUACACCCGCCACUGCGGCCUCAGCCCCUUCGAUGCUCAAUCCAGACAUUACUACCGACGAACCCAAACUCGAGACGUCUAGUGUCGCCCUUCCUACUCUCCUGUCAGACGAUCAGUCUGGUCCACAAACGGCGGCAGGUGGGGGGCAUCUCGAGGCUGAGCGUUUACUGGAGCAGAGCGCGGCUUCAAUACCCAUGCAAACGCGUCAUUCUUCACGGCUAUCAUUGACGGAAGGAUUAGAGGCCGGAGAACCGACGCAGACCGUAACGUCACAGCUGGGGGUAGCUCCGCCUCACCCUUUAGAGUCAGCGGGCUGAGAAGAUUUUAUGUUUCGUGAUUGCUACAUGUCAGAUAGUACUGCGUAUAGACCAAGCCGCAGUUAUGAACGUAAGGCUUUU
Molecule: messenger RNA, 2529 nt
Organism: Phanerochaete carnosa HHB-10118-sp
Lineage: Eukaryota; Fungi; Basidiomycota; Agaricomycetes; Polyporales; Phanerochaetaceae
Exons: 10
Coding region: 1-2448 (815 amino acids)
Source: RefSeq, a predicted model, not a curated record